This is a messenger RNA of Oryzias latipes (Japanese medaka), 3657 nucleotides long. Its product is annotated as mitochondrial inner membrane m-AAA protease component AFG3L1. NCBI's taxonomy places the organism in Eukaryota, Metazoa, Chordata, Actinopteri, Beloniformes, Adrianichthyidae. Gene Ontology annotation, cellular component: m-AAA complex; membrane. The record is from RefSeq and is a predicted model, not a curated record. Gene Ontology annotation, molecular function: ATP binding; ATP hydrolysis activity; metalloendopeptidase activity. Gene Ontology annotation, biological process: mitochondrial protein processing.
UUCUAAUUUUUAUCUUGAAAGGUGCUUUACAAAUAAAGUUUAUUAUUAUUAUUAUUUUAUUAUUAACUGUAUUUAAAAAUUGUAGAAUUAGCCUUUACCUAAACUGUUAUUUUAAUGAGGAGCAUAUUUCAAGCAAAUAUGACGUCACUCUUUUAGUUGUCUUCACGGAGCCUUGCCGUUUAACCAAUCACUGCAGGCUUCAGCUCGUCCUAUCAGAGACGGUUAUAAACUUGAUUCUAGAUAAACUGAUCCCAAGUCAGUGUCCAUCAGCACCGGUACAGAAGUCCUCAUUAAAGUCGCAGGGAUGGUUCUGUUCUUAUGUAACACUAUUUGUUCUCUUCGGAACCGACUGUCAACAGGUUGGACUUCAAUGCAAGACUUUUCUUCAAUUUCGUCCCUGUUUCCCCGUUGCUGUGCGCUACAUCUGAGUAUAUCCCUUAUCCAAAGGAGAAGCGGACGACUGCAUCCACAGAGUUUCUCAUUUUUACGAGGGUAUAGCUCAAAUAAGCCACCCAAAGAUCAAAGCGACAGAAAUGAUCCACAUAGAGACAGGCAUGACAAUGAAAAGGACCAAAGACGACAAAGAAGAACAAAGGAAGGAUCACAGUGGUGGAAACAGUUUCAGGAAGAUUUUCCAUUGGACAGAAGAGCGUUUCAGAACCUUGCAGUUGGUGCAGCAGGCAUGGCCACAGCUUUUGUCUACUUCCACUUCAGAGAAACUGGAGUCCAGGUCUCCUGGAAAGAUUUUGUUGACCGAUACCUGAGCAGGGGCUUGGUGAGAGACAUGGAACAUUUCAUUUUCACAUUUGUCAGUGUCUCCACACAAUAUGUUCUUGUAAUCUCUGCUCAGGUGGGACGCAUGGAAGUUGUCAAUAAGGAGUAUGUGAAAGCAUUUCCAGCCGACGGAGUGAACUCAUCAGAGGUGAAUUACUUGUGGUUCAACAUAGGCAGUGUGACUUCAUUUGAGCAUAACCUGGAGUUAGCUCAGCAGGAAAUGGGUCAGAGCUCCAUGGACAAAAUUCCUGUCCUCUACACCAAUGAAAGUGACGGGACAAUCUUUUUCAGUAUUCUCCCCGUCUUACUCCUGGUUGGCCUUUUCCUUGUUUCCAUGCGGCAGGGCCCUGUGGUUGGAGCGUGUAGCAGCAGAGUUAAAGGAAACUCUCUCACUGUGAGUGAAUCCAAAGCCAGAACAGUUAAAGAUAACAUCUGUGUCCGUUUUGAGGAUGUUGCAGGCUGUGAAGAUGCCAAACUAGAGAUCAUGGAGUUGGUCAACUUUCUAAAGCACCCACAUCAGUACAGAGACCUGGGAGCCAAGACCCCUAAGGGCGCACUGUUAACAGGUCCACCUGGAACUGGAAAGACUCUGCUGGCAAAGGCCACUGCCGGAGAGGUUGACGUUCCCUUCAUCUCAGUCAACGGCUCUGAGUUCCAGGAAGUGUUUGUGGGCGUGGGCCCAGCGAGGAUAAGGGAUUUAUUCGUCAAAGCUCACAGCAUGGCCCCCUGCAUCCUUUUCAUUGAUGAGAUUGAUGCAGUCGGCAGAAAGAGGGGCUCUGGGAACUACAUGAACCAGAGUGAACAGGAAAACACUCUGAAUCAGUUGCUUGUAGAAAUGGAUGGGUUCAAUAGUAGCACCAAUGUCGUGGUGUUAGCCAGCACAAAUCGAGCCGACAUUCUGGAUCCAGCUUUGAUGAGACCUGGACGCUUUGACCGACACAUAUAUUUGGGCCCACCGGAUCUAAAAGGGAGAGCUUCCAUCUUCAAAGUGCACUUGAGACCUUUGAAACUGUGUACUGGUAUAGAUGUAGAAACUUUGUGCAGACAUUUAGCUGCUCUUACUCCAAGUUUUACUGGGGCUGAAAUUGCUGGUGUGUGUAAUGAGGCUGCUCUUAUUGCGGCACGUCAUCUCAACCAGUGCAUCAACACGGAGCACUUUGAGCUUGCAGUUGAGAGGAUCAUUGGAGGUGUGGAGAAAAAGAUGCAGAUACUUCAGCUUGAAGAAAAGACCACUGUUGCAUAUCAUCAAGCUGGCCAUGCUGUUACAGGCUGGUUCCUCAAGCACGCUGACCCCAUUUUUAAGUUGUCCAUCGUUCCUCGUGGGAGAAGCUUGAGCUCCUCACAGUAUCUUUGUAAAGAGCAGCACCUGUUCAGCCAGGACCAGCUGUUUGACAGGAUGUGCAUGAUGUUGGGCGGUCGAGUUUCUGAACACAUUUUCUUUCAUCGAAUCACAAGUGGAGCACAUGAUGACCUCAGGAGGGCCACAGAGUUGGCCUACGCUCAGAUUGUGCAGUUUGGAAUGAACAAAGCAGUGGGUCCAGUUUCCUUUGACCGCCCUCAGCAGGGAAACACACUAUGUGAGCGGCCCUUUGGUGAAUCUACAGCCCAGCUCAUAGAUCUGGAGGUCCGCUCGCUCAUAGACGCUGCCUUCCACCGAACACAUCAGCUUCUAGUCGACAAGAAGGAAAUGGUGGAAAAGGUGGCAAAAUGCCUUCUAGAAAAGGAGAUUCUGGACAGAACUGACCUGGUGAAGCUUCUAGGACCACGCCCCUUUAGAGAAGUUCCUCAACUCCUCCUCAAUUUAAACUCUUCAUUUGAGAAUGACUCUUCCAUGUCCAAAGAAACAUCUUCCGUAUCAACAAAAUGAACCAGGCACAGAACCUUUUUAGUAAGUGCUCCGAUCUGAAGGACAUUCUGCUUCCAAAGAAAACAUUGUCAUUCAGACUAUGAUGACAAAUGCAGGAACUGAAAAGUAUUUUUAAAGGAAAGUUCUUUAUAUUAUCCUGAUGGUGACAUGUGAGCGUAAUCUGCCUUAAAGUUCAGUUAGUCACAAGGAAAGAAGUUAAAGCUUCAGUUCAACCAGCUCAGUGGCCGGGUAUCUGCCCUGUUGUGGGUUCGAAUCCAUGCUGGGUCAUACAAAAGCCACUAAAGGUGGCAUCCAAAGCCUUUUUGCUUGACACUCACCAUUUCAGAGGCCGGAUUGAGGGGUUAAACCACCAAAUGGUUUCCUGGUGUGGCUGUGGCUGAAGCGCAACGCUUCCCCAGUGGAUGGGUCAAAUAAAAAUAUAUUAUAUAGUCUUUAUUUAUCUAUAUAAAUUUAAACUUGCACAACAACUUCAUAGUAAAUGUUACUGUUUAUUUUUUUUGAUUAACCAUGUGUUUGAGAAACUGCCUGGUAGAGUAUAUGAACAAAUAUUAAUUAUUUUUAUUAGCCACAUCCAUAAAUUUUUACACCAAUGAUUUGAUGCCAAAUGUAGGAAUGUACAUUUAUGAGUUUGAUCAUGUUUGAGCUGCAGCUUUGAUUCAGUUUUCAAUUGACAGAAAAUACUAAUUUUUUUCUUGUGAUCCCUUUUCUGUUAGAGGUUUACUUCAAAUGUGACUGCACCCUAAAAGCUUGUUUCAUAAAACAGCUAGCUGUUGAGUGUCAUUUUGUAAAUCUCCAGCACAUGAACCUACGUGUCAUUCAUCGGGAAAGAUUAUAUUUAGAUCAUGUUUUAGCCUAUCAAAACAUAAAGAAAACUUUUAAAAUCAUUCUGAAAUUAUCUGAUAAAUCAUUACUCUUGUAACAUUUUAUUGUUGUUUUAUCAGUCAUUUUAUAUUUGUUUUACAAGAUUUUGUGUUAUGCUACAUGCGAAAAGUGCUAUACAAAUAAAGAUUGAUUUG